AUGAUGCCUACGGGAGUCAAUCCGCACGCCAGCGGGAUGCAGACGCCCAUGCCAAGCCUGCCCGGUCGUCCGUCGCUCCCAUCGCAGGCCGCUCCGCCCUCCGCUCCUCCGCCUCCCGUUCCCGCUGGCCAGGCACGCCCCCACGGCACGCCCAAGGCUGCCAAGCAACACCGCCAGAGCACGUCCAGUCUUCCCGCCCCGCCCCUCGACGACGUGCACGCCGCCUUCGUCGAGUUCCGCGCAAAGGAGGAGGAUAAGCAGGUACGCGCGAAAAACACCAGUCGCCAACGCCAACAUCUGCUGGAGUGCCCCACCUAUCUCAAUGUCAUGAAAGACUCGAUUCCAGCAAACAAUCUGCAACAUACUUUCCCGGAAGGCGACAUUGCUCGGUCCCUGCAGCUCCCCGCGCCCACUCUCGAGCUCGACUUCCGCAUGAGCAUCAAGCUGAACCCGUCUGUCUCGCUUGGCCACAGUAUCUGGGGCCAGCGGGACUGGGUCACCUUCGUCGGCGGCCAAUGGGCCGGCCGAUGGGGCAAGGGCGUCGUUUUGCCCGGCGGCCAGGACUCGCAAGUGAUAGUCAAGGAGCUCGCCACAAGCAUGAAAUCGUCCUAUCUGCUUCAGACUUCUGACGAACCGCCUGCCUUCAUCAUGGUGAAAACCCACGGCUGGAUGACGGGCGCCAAAGAGAUUCUAGAGAAGGUCGCAGAUCCUACCGUUGCGGACUCCGUCAACCCAAACACUUAUAAAUACCGCGUCAACAUAUCCAUGGAAACAGGCGACGAACGCUACGCCUUUGUCAACACGAUCAUGUGGAUCGGAAGUGGCUGUCGUCGUGGCUCAGAAGUAAUACUCGAUGCCUUCCGCGUCAACUAA
Messenger RNA from Arthroderma uncinatum, 873 nucleotides. RefSeq lists its product as uncharacterized. NCBI's taxonomy places the organism in Eukaryota, Fungi, Ascomycota, Eurotiomycetes, Onygenales, Arthrodermataceae. The transcript has 4 exons. The record is from RefSeq and is a predicted model, not a curated record. The coding region runs from base 1 to 873 and encodes 290 amino acids.